CGCGCCUGCGCGGCUAGCCCAGUUGCCCCGCAGCAAUGCCCAGGUACUGUGCGGUGGACAGUUGCUCCAAUCGAAGUGGCCAGUUAUCGUCCGAUCAUCAGAAGCUCGGCUUCUACCCGUCAACACCAGGAAAAGUUGAUUGGAGUGCUGGAGGAAGAAAGGUGCUGAAUGUAUCAGUCAGAUACUUUCACAACAAGGUUUCCACUCCAAAACAAAGAGAGACUUAGCAAAUGGAUGAAGAAUAUGAAGAGAGAGGGCUGGUUCCCUACUAAGCACCAGUGCAUUUGCAGUGACCAUUUUACUGCAGAUUCCUUUGAAUGGCGCUGGGGUAUACGCUAUCUGAAGACGCAUGCUAUACCAACUCUUUUCUCAUUUCCAACUCAUCAACAGAAUAAGAAGACAAAUAUUCGUCAUAUUCGUAGAAAAAAUAUUUCACCUGAGGGAACUUCAGAAACAAAACUGGAAAUAUUUGGUCCGGCUGCGCCAACUGAAAUAAACAGUGAAAGCCUAGAAUUACCGCUUGCUAGUGCACAGUGCAUUGAGCAAUCUGAAGGGAAUACAGGAAUUAACACUGCACCAACUCUGGACAAUGAAAAUUCGGAAGUUGUUGUUCAAGACUCGCCAAAUGAGCCCUUCACAAUGAUAAACGAGGUUGAAAUGAAGCAAUUGUUGAACAAUAAGCUGCCUGUAGACACUGAGGUUCUACAAGUUGAACAUUCAUAUUGUAGACAAGAUACUGACAAAGCCCAACUAUGGGAAAAAAUUUCCAGAUUACAGAAGAAGAUAAAAAAACUCCAGCAACAAGAACAGGGGACUGCAGCAGAGCUUAAGAGAAUGGAAAAACUGAUUGAGCAGCUGAAACAAGAGAACCUUAUUUCUGAAGUGAAAAUGAAGGUUAUGGAAAAUUGUUUUACAGAAUUUGAAUUAAAUGUUUUACAAUAAAUGGAUUAAUUGGUGAUAUUAGAAAUGUCUGUUUUAAAAGUAUUUUUGUCAGCAAAUGAUUUAGUCGGAUAAUCCAGCACCUUCUAUCAUAGUUUUUGGAAAAGUAUUAGAACUUACUUGAGUUAGAUUCACUGCAUUGCUCAUUUAGAAGUUUGGUUAUUCAUUUACUGGGUAACCAACAAUAAAUACACUAAGGACCUGUAAUGCUAACAAGAUGUUCAGAUUAUUUUCAUGUACAACACCUCAGUUGUGUUACUGUCCAAUGUCUGCAAACAAAGCAGAUAGCAGAUAAACUUGGUUUCCGUUAUUCCAGUUGUCAGGUUCACUGUAUGUAUUCUUGGUACUUUUAAAAUAUUUUUCUCAUACUGUCUUUUUUUCAAUUUCAUCCACAAAUGUAAUUCCACAGCUUUCCAUUGUAUUCUUUUUAGAGUGACUGUUACAUUUCAAUACAACUUCUGAUAACAGUUGUAUGAUAACCAUAGGUUCUUGUUCUAGUUGGUCAUGCUUGAUUGGCGUUCCUACGGUCAUAAGAAAUCCUCAUUGAUGCCAUAAGUUCCCAAAAUCAUGAACAACUCCAAAAGCAUAUCAGGAAUUAAUGUGGAUAUUAGCUGAUCUUCCUUCUGCCAACUUAUAAGCUUCAAUCAAAGCUCUUAAUUUUGUCUGUUGUAUAGAGGUACCAAGAGCCAUGUUUUCUGAUGCCAGCACUGCAGUUCUAGAAACAACCCAUUCAAAUUCCUCUCUCAAUCAUUGAUAAGGCAUUAGUGUACAUCAUUCUCCAUGUUCUUGAACUAAGACUGAUAUUAUGUGUUUUUCAUUAAUGUACAGGGUAAAUAGUUUACCUGUAUUAGGUAUUCUUAAUACAGACUAUUUUUAAUGUCAC
This is a messenger RNA of Mobula hypostoma (lesser devil ray), 1822 nucleotides long. Its product is annotated as THAP domain-containing protein 5-like. Bases 169 to 942 code for a protein of 257 amino acids. The record is from RefSeq and is a predicted model, not a curated record. NCBI's taxonomy places the organism in Eukaryota, Metazoa, Chordata, Chondrichthyes, Myliobatiformes, Myliobatidae. Gene Ontology annotation, cellular component: nucleus. The transcript is spliced from 4 exons.